This is a messenger RNA of Saprolegnia parasitica CBS 223.65, 588 nucleotides long. RefSeq lists its product as hypothetical. The coding region runs from base 1 to 588 and encodes 195 amino acids. The record is from RefSeq and is a predicted model, not a curated record. The transcript has a single exon. Lineage: Eukaryota; Oomycota; Saprolegniomycetes; Saprolegniales; Saprolegniaceae.
AUGGACGUGACGACGAACUGUUGCUUCAACGGUUGCACGAACCUUGCGAUGCCCGAUUGCACCAAAUGCACAUUUCAUCGAAGUCGAGUGUGCUGCUCGUUUGAAAACUGCUUCAACCAAGUGUACGCGCGCGGCCUCUGUGUCCGCCAUGGCGGCAAGAAGCAAUGUCUUGCCGACAACUGCGAGACAAACGCGCGCACCGGUGGCUACUGCUCGCGCCACGCGAUCGUCGGGCUUAAGAAGCAGUGCAUCGAAGAAGGAUGCGUCAACUUGGCGCACGCCAACCAGCGCUGUGUUCGCCACGGCGGUGGCCGCAAGUGCAAGUUUGGCGGAUGCACGUCCCUCGCACGCAUUGCGGGCUACUGCCAGCGCCACUCCAAGCAGAUUCUCAACAAUGCGCCGGCGAUCGAUCCUGACCUCCUCGUCCUAUUGCAAGCCGAAGACUGGUUUGACUCGGACAGCUCGAGUAAUACGUCGUCACUGGAGGCCUUGGACCACGCAAUUUUGGAUUGCGUCCUUCAAAAUACCACAGAUGACAGCAGCAGCGUGUCAUGGGGACGUGACGAGAGCCUCGUUUGCUCUCAAUGA